AUGAAGAGACCAGCAGAACUUGUGUUCAUCCCAGGCGCGGGCAUUGGCCAUGUUGUGUCCACAAUUGAGAUAGCAAAGCUCUUAGUUUCUCAUGAUGACCGUCUCUUCAUCACACUUCUCAUCAUGAAACGACCCUUUGACAAACUCUUCACAAACACGGACUCUUCAAUCUCACCACGCAUCAACUUCGUCAACCUCCCCGAAACAACAGAUCUCUCUUGCUUCAAAUUCUUCGUCGAAAAUCAGAAAACCCAAGUCAGAGAUGCCGUCGCUAAACUCGUUGAGUCAAAUCAGUCAGGCUCCUCAAAGCCCCGGCUCUCCGGGUUCGUGGUUGACAUGUUCUGCACCACUAUGAUUGACGUGGCCAAUGAGUUUGGGACGCUUCGGGACGAGCAUGGCAAGGAUGUGGCUGAGUUUAUGCACUCGGAUUCUGACUUGGUCGUCCCGAGUUUUGUCAAUCCUCUGCCUGCUAGCGUCUUGCCUGGUAAGCUACUGGACAAGGAGAGCGCUGAAUCAUUCCUCAACUAUGCCAGGAGGUUUAGAGAAACCAAGGGUAUUUUGGUAAAUACAUUCUGGGAGCUGGAAUCGCAUGCCCUUCAUUCUAUUUCUUAUGGUAAAAACCCACCAGUGUACCCUGUGGGACCCUUAUUGAAUCUCAAGAGUAGCGAUGAUGAUAAGGGUUGGGAUAUCUUGAGUUGGCUUGAUGAUCAACCACCGUCAUCCGUAGUUUUUCUCUGCUUUGGGAGCAUGGGAAGCUUCGGUGAGGCCCAAGUGAAAGAGAUAGCAUGUGCGCUAGAGCACACCGGGCUCCGAUUCUUGUGGUCCCUACGCCAGCCCCCACCGAAAGGGAAGAUGGCUAUGCCAAGCGAUUAUGCGGACCCUAGUGGAGUCUUACCCGAAGGGUUUCUUGAUCGAACGGCUAAGAUUGGGAAGGUCAUAGGGUGGGCCCCACAAGUGGACAUUUUGGCCCACUCGUCAAUCGGAGGGUUCGUAUCCCAUUGUGGAUGGAAUUCCAUGUUGGAGAGCUUGUGGUACGGUGUCCCGGUGGCCACGUGGCCAAUGUAUGCAGAACAACAAACAAAUGCCUUUCAGCUGAUAAAAGAAUUGGGAUUGGCUGUGGAGAUCAAGAUGGAUUAUAGGAAGGACAGUGAGGUGGUUGUGAGUGCACAAGACAUACAGAGAGGAAUAAGACAAGUGAUGGAGCAUGGUAGUGUUAUAAGUAAGAGGGUGAAGGAAAUGAGUGAAAAGAGCAAAAAAUCCCUGAUGAAUGGUGGAUCCUCAUACUCUUCAUUGGGUCGUUUUAUUGAUCAGAUUUAA
This is a messenger RNA of Prunus armeniaca (apricot), 1317 nucleotides long. Lineage: Eukaryota; Viridiplantae; Streptophyta; Magnoliopsida; Rosales; Rosaceae. The record is from the annotation of a GenBank genome assembly.